Molecule: messenger RNA, 427 nt
Organism: Lolium rigidum
Lineage: Eukaryota; Viridiplantae; Streptophyta; Magnoliopsida; Poales; Poaceae
Product: late embryogenesis abundant protein 6-like
Exons: 1
Coding region: 65-427 (120 amino acids)
Biological process (GO): embryo development ending in seed dormancy
Source: RefSeq, a predicted model, not a curated record
GAAAGAAUCGAAGAGAGACAAGAAAGGAAGAGAACAGGAGAGGAAGCUAGACCAGUGGAAGAAGAUGCAGGCUGCCAAGGAGAAGGUGAAGGACGGCGUGAGCGCGGUGAAGGCCAAGACCAAGAUCACGCGCGCCAAGGCGGAGGAGAAGGCGGAGGCGGCGACGGCGAGGUCGCACGCGGAGCGGGAGCUGGCGCACGAGCGCGGCAAGGCCAAGGUCGCCGCCGCCAAGAUGGAGCUGCACCAGGACAAGGCGCUCCACCGCGAGGAGGCCAUCGAGCACCGCAUCCACAAGCACGCCGCCACCGGGUGCCUCGGCGGCCACGGCCACGCCCGCCACAACAAGCAUGGGGUCGCGGCGGCGCCCGCUCCGCCGCCUGGCGCGGGGGCGUACUACCCUCCUGCCGCCGGUGCUGGCCACUACUAG